GAGGUUUUGCGGUGACAUGACGGCUGUGUGGGUUUCUGUGUUCACAGAGGAGCUGACACACUGGUUUAUACAGCAAAGCCGUGAGAGUGACUGACCCCCUCAACGCUUCUCCAUUAGGGUGCUACAAGAAGACAGCCAUGCCGCCCCCAGCUGACAUCGUGAAGGUGGCUAUUGAAUGGCCUGGUGCUAACGCUCAGCUCAUAGAGAUGGACCAGAAAAGGCCUUUGUCCUCAAUAAUACGAGAAGUGUGUGAUGGCUGGUCUUUGUCAGGCUCGGAGCAGUUUGCUCUGCGGUAUGCUGACGGCCCUCAGCUUUACAUCACUGAGCAGAGCCGUGGUGAAAUCAAGAACGGGACCAUCCUUCGAUUAGCCAUUUCACCUGCUCGUGCUGCCCGUCAGCUCCUGGAGAGGAUCCAGUCCCACGGCAUCGACGCUCGCCUGGAGGCUCUGAAAGAGCUCGCCAAGCUGUCCGCAGACCCCACCUUCGCUGCAGAGUUCAUCAAUAUGGAGGGCAUUGGGACACUGGCACGUCUGGUUGAGAGUGGCACCCACUUCGGUGAAAUGCUGGCCUUCACUCUCACCGCCUUCCUGGAGCUAAUGGAUCAUGGCAUUGUGUCCUGGGACCUUAUCUCCCUCUCCUUCAUCAAACAGAUUGCAGGCUACGUAAACCAGCCGAUGGUGGACGUGUCCAUCCUGCAGCGCUCUCUCGCCAUCCUCGAGAGCAUGGUGCUCAACAGCCACAGCCUCUACCAUCGAGUGGCGCAGGAGAUCACCGUGGGACAGCUCAUCGGGCACCUGCAAGUGUCAAACCAGGAGAUCCAAACCUACGCCAUUGCCCUCAUCAAUGCUCUUUUCCUGAAGGCACCAGAGGACAGACGGCAGGAGGACUAUACUAACCCGCUGGAGCAGCACCUCACUGAAAUGGCAAGCACUUUGGCUCAGAAACACCUGCGAUCCAUCAUCCUCAAUCAUGUCAUCAGAGGAAAUCGACCAAUCAAAGCAGAAAUGGCACAUCAGCUGUAUGUGCUGCAGGUGUUGACCUUCAACCUUCUGGAAGAACGAAUGAUGACCAAAAUGGAUCCUAAUGACCAGGCUCAGAGAGACAUCAUUUUUGAACUGCGCAGGAUUGCUUUCGACGGAGAAAAUGACCCCACCGGCACGGAAAAGCGAAAGGCCAUGUACACCAAGGACUAUAAGAUGCUGGGGUUCACCAACCAUGUGAACCCGGCCAUGGACUUCACCCAGACUCCUCCGGGGAUGCUGGCUUUGGACAACAUGCUGUACCUCGCCAAGGUUCACCAGGACACGUACAUCAGGAUUGUGCUGGAGAACAGCAGCCGCGAGGACAAGCAUGAAUGUCCCUUUGGCCGGUGUGCCAUUGAACUCACUCGAAUGUUGUGCGAGAUACUCCAGGUUGGAGAAUUGCCUAAUGAGGGCUGCAACGACUACCACCCCAUGUUCUUCACCCAUGACCGGGCAUGGGAGGAGUUCUUCUGUGUCUGCAUCCAGCUGCUUAAUAAAACCUGGAAGGAGAUGAGGGCCACAGCUGAGGACUUCAAUAAGGUGAUGCAGGUGGUCCGUGAGCAGAUCACCAGGGCUCUGGCCAUGAAGCCGUCAUCUUUAGACCAGCUGAAGAAUAAACUGCGAGGCCUCAACUAUUCAGAGAUUCUGCGUCUGCGGCAGUCAGAGCGAAUGAGCCAGGAUGACUUCCAGUCUCCACCUAUCAUUGAGCUGCGGGAGAGGAUUCAGCCCGAGAUCUUGGAGCUCAUCAAGCAGCAGCGACUCAACCGGCUGUGUGAGGGAAGCUGCUUCCGUAAACUGGGGAACCGGCGAAGACAAGAGAAGUUUUGGUUCUGCAGACUCUCGCUGAAUCACAAAGUGCUGCACUACGGGGACCUUGAUGAGUCACCUCAGGGUGAAGUGCCUUUUGAGCUACUCAGUGACAAGAUCCCCAUCUCUGAUAUCAAGUCUGUGGUGACCGGGAAGGACUGCCCUCAUAUGAAAGAAAAGAGUGCUCUGAAGCAAAACAAGGAGGUGCUGGAGUUAGCCUUCUCUGUCCUCUAUGAUCCUGAUGAGACUCUCAAUUUUGUUGCACCCAACAAGUAUGAGUACUGCAUCUGGACUGACGGGCUGUGUGCGCUGCUGGGCAGAGAGAUGGGCAGUGACCUGACUCGCAGUGACCUAGAUACUCUCAUCAGCAUGGAGAUGAAGCUCCGCCUCCUCGACCUUGAGAACAUCACUAUCCCAGAGGCCCCGCCCCCCGUGCCGAAGGAGCCUAGCUCGUAUAACUUCACCUACAACUACAGCUGAGAUGUGUGUGUGUGUGUGUGUGUGUUUGCUAUGCAUGUGUGUGUUUGUCAGGGAUGAUCUUUUGAUGAAUUCAGAUGCAGAUGUGUGCACCAGAAAAGGUUACUUUGAAUUUUCUUAUUUACUUUUCAGAACUCUGGAGACCUCUCUCCAUCCGUGUUAGUGAUGCUGUAUUGUUCGUCAGAAAGGAGAAAUGUGUUUAGAGCUCCACAGGGAGUUCAGAGGUCAGGGUCCAUUACAGAGCAGUGCUCUUAGAGAUUCAGUGAGUGAAUCAGUGCAGUCUCCAGGCAACGUGUCCAUUUGUAUUUCCCAUUCUUUGCUAUAUAAAGCUGUAAACCUGUUUAUGAAGUGAAGGAACACUGUGCCUGACGGUGAAUUUAGAUGACGAGCUGUACGAAUCUUCUAAUUUGUCUUUACUCGAGUAUAUUGCAAUCAAAUUUUGUCUUAACUGAUCAUUUAAGACAUGCAUGUGGUCUCCAUGGCAACAGAGGAUGAAGGGCCACCAUUUCGGGUUUUAAUGCUGUGUUCUUGUUGGUUCUGUCUGUCCCUCCACAUGACGGACAGACAGUGGAACGUCACACGGAGAAGAGUGAGUGGGCUGAGAGUUUUGUACGCUCACACACUCCUGAAAUGAGGUUUGUGUUUAGUUGAAGGUUACUCCAGUAGGUGGGAGAGCUGUCACAGGGGAUCGAACUUGAUGCUUCUCUGACAGUUUAGAAAAAAAAUGGGCUAAAAAUUCAGUGAAAAGACGAAGUGAAGGAACGUAACAAAAAAAACAAACAGCUAAAGUAAAGCAGAAGCAGGUCAGGUGUAAGAAUAAUCGCUGUUUGUCACUUUCAUCAUGUCUAUCAUAUUGGGACACAAAAGCCCAGGGCUGCAACUGUUUUCAUGGUUGACCUUAAUUAAUCUGCAGAUUAUUUUCUGUGAGUUGAUCAAUUGAUCCACGAUAGAAGAAAAUCAUGGAAAGAAUACCCGUCACAAUUUCCCAGAUGUUAACAUAUUUAAAUAGCUUGUUUUGUCUCAGUUAUGUUCCAAAACCCAAAGAAAUUAGUGAAGAUGAAGAAAACCAGCAAAUAGUCAUAUCUGAGAAGCUGAAACCGGGGGAAAGUUGUUUUUAAAAAAAUGAAGCGUUUGUCAGCAUUUUCAGCAAUUAAUUGUCUGGUCAACUAAUCAAUUAUUACACUAAUUGUUUCAGCUGCACAGAUGUGGUGCUGUCAGCAUAUGUCUGUGUCGGUUUACUCAGUGCUCAUGCUGCUUCAGAUUGUUCGACACAGACUGAGACUAACACACGUUCUCAUUGCCUGUUGAACAGUGAGUAAAUACUGCGUGCCAUUGAUUUGAAACUGUUCAAGUAUGUGGAGUGUGAAGAUUCUUGACAAAGCCCUCGCCGACUUUAUGUGUCUGUGAGUGUAUAUUCGUGUGUGUGUGUCUGUGCAGGGUUUAAGAUGUGGUGUAGGUUGUUUCUGUUGAGAGAUGUAACGAAAGAUAUUCCACAAGCUCAUGAUGGUCAUGGACGUCGGGGCCAGAGCCUCCGACAUCCAACACGUUAAAAACAUGAACGUUAGGAGCCUUUUCUGUUGAAUCACAGCCGCUGCAUUGCUAUCAGUCAUACACUCACUAUACACUUUGAGUACCAUUAGCCCGUAUGAGCAGUAUAUGAAUGGUAUAUAACACACUGAGUUUUAGCAGAUAUAAGGACAUGUUUAAGGUUUAAUAAUGUUUAACUGUAUAUAACCAGUAUAAACCAGUGUUAAAGACUGUUUGAUCACAGUGUAACAUGGUUGUGAUAAUAUAUAAUCAUGUCUUCAUUAGUUAACAGUCAUAUGUUGGCUUACAAUAUAACAAUUUUAUAAUGUGUUAUAAAGCAUGUAUUAACUGUUUACAUGAAUUGUGUACCUGUACAGCAGCAUUAACACUAUUUAUAGUUGUAUUGAAAACUACUGAAAAUGUGUGAUGAUGUAUGAUUACAACUAUGCUAUGCUGGGUUAUUAAUCAUCUAUUAACUGAUCAGACAGCAGAUAUGAAUGCUUCAUAGGAGUAUCUGUCGUUGACAAUAGCCCGUUUCAUACCAGACUAGUGUUUCCAGUGGACCCCCGUGUUCUGUGCGCCACAUUCGCCAGUGAAGCCUGUACUUUAUUCGAAUUUACUGCCGUUAUGUCAAGACUCUGCAUAACAUUAACAUUUCAGAAGCGAGACUGUUCUUCAGCAGCCACAUUAAUAAUGUGCAGUUGUUUUGGCCGCUUUCUGUCUGUGUUACAAACAUUAAUACACAUAUGCAGCUCAUUCAGUUCAAGUAACAGAUGUUUUGUGGCUCCACUUGAAUAUGACAACCUUUGGUUACUCCUAACCUUCUCUGUCAUCACUCAUUUUAAACGACAGUAUAGCCGAUCUCACAGCACAGCUGUUGACUGCUGUUCAACAUGUCUCGUACUUGUUCAGUUUUCUGACAACAGAAAACAGAUUUUUUUUUUUUUUUUUAAUACGACCCCAAAUCACAGAGAUGCUGACUCAAGCCGGACCUUUGCAAUUAUAAACAAAUUAUCAGAGAUCCCCAGUUAAAACUUGUCAUAUGACAUUAAUAAACAUUUCAAAUUGUUCUUUAUAUCUGCUAUAGCUACAUUACAGUGUGUUAUAAGCCACUUUAAACUUGUUUAUAUGCUGCUUAUAAAUACUAAAUUGGCUUAAAAUGAAGUGUUACCCAGUGUCGUGACAUUACAGUUACAGUGGUGUUUCUUUUCAGUAUGGUUAUUUUGUUACCUGACAUUCCAAGAGUGUUUGAUGCCCCUGGCGUUUGAAUUAAUCAGCAGUUUUGAGGCUGGAGUUCAGACUUUUUAUCACACUGCACAAGCAAACGGGUCAAAAGAGCAGCUCUGUCGGCCUGCUUCAGUUAACGUGCCAGAAGCGGGACCCUCAGAUGAAUGUCAGCAGGUCAAAACUACACACAGCUGCGGGCAUCGGAAACAUCCAGCACUGCUCAUCAACAUGUGAGCAUACAGUAUUGUGUGCUUUGUAUACCGUGAUAUGAAUUAUAGUACUACUGCUUGAUGUCAAUUUUUCUUAAUUCCGUUGUAUUUUUUGUGCGUUUUGUUCACGUCACUUAACGUCCUGUCAACUUCUAAACCAGUACUAAUCAUUGCUGUCAUUUGUUAAUGCAGAAUAGAAGUAUAUUUUUGUAAAUGACUGUACAAUCUUAUCUGUGAAGAGGAUGGAUAUUGAACUAACAUAACAUUUUCACUUAACGUUGCUCUAUACAGUACAUCCAACAUGCUCAUUGCUGCGGACGUGCCACACCGAAAAAAAAAAAAGUUUUUGGUCUUCACAUUUUUUAAAGUCACAAAAACGUUUUCAUAGCACAAGCACCUCAUAUCAUUUAGGAAUGACACCCACUCCAGCACCUAAUGAUGAUGUCAGUGUUAACGUAUAUUAUACUGCUAAUGGGAAUAAUUUAAAAAAUGCUGUUACUGUUGAUGCUGUUCGUGAAAAGGAAUAUAUUUGGAAUUUGUUUUUUUCAAACAGUGUUUUUCUGUCCAGUUUGUAACUGAUGUUGGAGAUUUUAAAGGUUCCCUGUUGAGUUUUGUUUUGUUUUGUUUUGUUUUGUUUUUUAACCCCAGUAGUGCCAUGGAGUUGUGUUUCUAUAAGAGGGUUCCCAUUUUGUUUAUCUUGUGCACGGGCGCCCAUGCACAUGUACAAGAGUCACGAAAUGCACUUUCCUGCCAGUGGUUUCACUGAUCAACAGGUGGUGAUAAUUCACAAAGGCAGAGUAGAAGAAGACUGCAAGGGCAUAAACAUGGAUAUUAACAACACAGUACUUUAAAAAUUGAUUUUGCAAAUGCUUUAUGAGGAAGGAAACUCUACACAUUUGUUUGACUUCAAGGAUUCACCCAGUGUGUUUUAAUGAGUAAAUGUAAACGUGCAAGAAAGCUCUACAGGGAACCUUUAACUGUGUAAAAGUCUUGUUUUAUAUUCCCGUAUGUGAUUGAACCCUAAAGCUGCUGUCAGAAAAUCACAACUGCAGCUAAAAUAUAUCAAUAACACCGUGAGUAAAGGAUUGUUGCAUUGGAUGUACUAACAGUAUGACUUGAAGUUUUCGCAUCUGGUACUCUUUUACAUGACUUGCUAAACUAUUUAUUUACACUUGCUACUAGUGAUAGUGAAGAAUGACAUGUUGUUAGUUAAGACAUAACAACAUA
This is a messenger RNA of Chelmon rostratus (copperband butterflyfish), 6496 nucleotides long. It is a transcript of the gene elmo2, whose product is annotated as engulfment and cell motility 2. NCBI's taxonomy places the organism in Eukaryota, Metazoa, Chordata, Actinopteri, Chaetodontiformes, Chaetodontidae. Gene Ontology annotation, biological process: actin filament organization; cell motility. The record is from RefSeq and is a predicted model, not a curated record. The transcript is spliced from 22 exons. Bases 138 to 2309 code for a protein of 723 amino acids.